AUGGCGCACAGUAACAACAAAAUGUCGACACCGCUUUCACCUGUAGCUUCGUCAAGCUCUCGACGAAAAAAAUCACAAGUGUUGAAGCCCAUGCCGCCGCUGAGAAUUGGUAUGGUUGGUGGUGGCACCAUCGGCGGUGGUGUCUACGAACUCAUCAUGGGACGACUGAAGGAAGAACGACCCUAUUCACCACGAUCCUCUUCCAAGCAUUCGAAACAGUCACAAGUCUGCCGAAAGAGACCCCUGUGGAUCACCAAAGUGUGUGUAAAGGAUCUUUCGAAACCACGAAGCUUUCAUUUGGACGAAGAAAUUACCACAAUGACGACCAAUGUCGAUAGCAUUCUGAAUGAUCCCAACAUUGAUAUGGUGGUUGAAGUCAUGGGAGGGACUGGGCUGGCCAAGAAAGUAGUAGAAGAAGGCUUGAUGAAGGGAAAGAUGGUGGUCACGGCCAACAAGGCCUUGCUCGCUAAUCAUUUGGAAAGUAUCCAAGGAUUGGUGAAUCAAAUACAAGAAGCACAGGACAAACAGCUCUUGCAACAUCAGCAGGAACAGCAACUAUACAUGUACAAUAUGCCUCUCCCAGUAGCUUCAUGUUUUGGAUUCGAGGCCGCUGUCUGUGCCGGGAUCCCAAUCAUUCAUACGCUGCAGACGUGUUAUGCCGGAGAUGUGAUUCAUCAAAUUCAAGGAAUCUGCAACGGUACUACCAACUACAUUUUGGAAAAGAUGAAAAAUGGAGCUAGCAUGGAAGAAGCUCUGCUAGAAACGCAAGACUUGGGUUAUGCGGAAGAGGAUCCUAACGAAGACAUUGAAGGUUUUGACGUCCGCGUCAAAAUAUGUCUCCUUGCCAAGUUGGCCUUUGGUUUGACAGUUCCAGUCCAAGAUGUCCCCUGCCGAGGCAUUACUCUAUUAGAAAGAAUCGACUUUGAAUACGCCAAAGUACUGGGCUGUACCAUCAAACUGGUUGGGACCGCCCAACGAUUGCACGAGGCUCGCGAAUGGGAUGGACCGCUUUCGGUCUACGUCAGCCCCCUCAUGGUGCCAAAAGAUCAUGUUUUGGCUCGGAUUUCAUCCCAUGGCAACGCAGUGGCCAUUACUUCCGCGAAUAUGGGGACUUGUUCUUACCUUGGUCCCGGAGCUGGUCGGUUCCCCACUGCCAACUCUGUCGUUGCUGAUAUUUGUAGAAUAGCAGACGGACAACAAGGACCGGCCUUUCCCAUUGAAGCACCGCCGCAUUUAGAGUUGGAUUUGGACUACAUUGCCAUUUUUUACAUUCGAAUUCCCUUUCAAGAUGGUUUGGGUAUCAUCAAGCGAGUGGGAGAACUGUCCGAAGACUGCGGGGUCAGCAUCCAUUCCAUACUUCAAACGCCGAUUAUGGAUCGUAUGUCGGCUGAUUUUUGCGUGACAACCGAAGAAUGCAAGGUUAGUCAAGUGGAAGAUUUGUGUGAAGCCAUUAAUCAACAGGUAGACUUCUGUCGGGCGCCGUGCGUGUACAUGCCAAUGAUGAGAGAAAUUUACUACUGA
Cylindrotheca closterium is the source of this 1521-nucleotide messenger RNA. The record is from the annotation of a GenBank genome assembly. Lineage: Eukaryota; Bacillariophyta; Bacillariophyceae; Bacillariales; Bacillariaceae.